Messenger RNA from Toxotes jaculatrix (banded archerfish), 1972 nucleotides. RefSeq names its product src kinase associated phosphoprotein 1 (gene skap1). The transcript is spliced from 13 exons. Lineage: Eukaryota; Metazoa; Chordata; Actinopteri; Toxotidae. Bases 206 to 1291 code for a protein of 361 amino acids. Gene Ontology annotation, cellular component: cytoplasm; plasma membrane. The record is from RefSeq and is a predicted model, not a curated record. Gene Ontology annotation, molecular function: protein binding.
AAGGACACAGGUGGCUAGAUGCUGUGGCAGCUCGUCUGUGAGAGUGUGUGUGUAUGCCAGGCUUUUGUUUCUGUCAUGGAGCUGUAACAGUAUGAUAUGUGCAUAAGUUGACUUGUAGUGUUAAAAAAAAAAGUGUGAAGGGGCAGAAAAGAUCAGAAAAGUCGACAAACCAAAGUGACUUGAGUUGGACAGGUGAAAGUUAGGGAUGGGGACGAUCCCGAACGACGUCAGGAGACUUUUGAUCGACUGUGAAUAUUUUGUAAAAGAGGUCCUUCAAGAUGAGGAGCUCAGUGAAUCUACGAAAGAGACACGGAAAGUCCUGCUCAAUAACUUCAUGGUCGUCUACGGAAGAAACCCUCAGGAAUUCCCCUUCCCUUCAAACUUCAGGGAAGAAGAUGGUUCUGAUGACAACCGCAGCUCCAGCCUUGGUCGCUCUGCCCCAUCAGACGACGCCUCUGUAGCCUCCGACUACCAGGAUGAUGGAGGCCCUGAGUACUUUGAGGACAUCACCCCUGUGGCGGCUCAGGACCUCAGCAACAUCUUGAAACAAGGCUACCUGGAAAAGAAACGAAAAGACCACAGCUUCUUCGGCCCCGAGUGGCAGAAGAGAUGGUGUGUCCUGAGCAACUCAAUAUUCUACUACUUUGGGAGCGAAAAAGAUAAACAGCAGAAAGGUGCCUUUUACAUCAACGAGUACAGCGUACAGCUGGUGACCAACCUGAGAAAAGACUCCAAGAAAAACGCCUGUUUCGAGCUCUUUGCACCUGGUCGGCGUGUUUUCCAGUUCACUGCCAGCAGCCCUCAAGAGGCCAGAGAAUGGGUGGACCAAAUCAAUUUUGUGCUUCGAGAUCUCAGCUCCAACUUCAUCCCUACAGAUGAUGAGGAGGAGGAAGAGGAGACCUAUGAUGACAUUGAGGGGGUGACCAGCCCUCCCAAGCCUGGGCCCGGUGCUGCCCGGGCCUCUCAGAACACCAGACAGGGAGGAGGGCAGGAGACGGGGGAGGUCGACGAGGAGGACGAGGACAUCUAUGAGGUGCUGCCAGAGGAGGAUUUUCUUGAUCAGAUGGAUGAGAGCAGCGACAAACCAGAUUGGUCAUCAGAUUACGCAAACUACUACCAGGGUUUAUGGGACUGCGAGGCCGACGAGCCAGAUGAGCUGGCCUUCCAGAGAGGAGACCUCAUCUACAUCCUCAGCAAGGAGUACAACAUUUACGGCUGGUGGGUCGGCGAGCUGAACGGCACUGUGGGUAUCGUCCCCAAGGAUUUCCUGCACCCUGCUUACAUCCUCUGAGCUCCAGCAGGUACAGAGAGCUGCUGCUGCCGCUGACGAAUCCGGCCAUGGAUUUCACAGACAGGCCUGUCAGAUAAUCUUUUGUAAUUCGAAAAUUAUUCUCUCUCAUAAGACUGUAAAUUAUAUCACGUAAAUCUGCUGCAGUGGUAGUUAUUUCUGUACACUAUCAGACAUUUGUAAAGGGCCGACACGCUGAAAAGCAAACUGGAGAUGAAACGGUCAGAAACAACAGUUUUGAUAAUUGAUAAAUCUUUUAUUUAUUAAAGAAAAAAACAUCAAAUGAACAAAUCAUUCUCUGGUUGCAGCUUCUCAAAUUUGAGGUUAUAUGAUUAUUGAAUAUAUUUGACUUUUUGAGUGUUCAGGCUUUUAAAGAGCAUCUUCCAUUAUUUUCUAGCAUUUUAUGAAUAAACCAUUGACCAGUUGUGCUGAGGGAAAAAAAAAACCUUUGCUAAUAAAAAUAAGUGUUAGUUUCAGCUGUGGUUCAAACUGUAUAAUCACUGUGGACUAUACAUUUAUGGAUUCACUGGUUACAUUCAGCAGAAUGUAGAUCGCUUGAUGUUAUGUACUAUAUGUAAAAUAUUUUAAACUACAUUCUGGCUGGAGUCAGAGAGAAAUCUCAGAUAUAUCUGGGAUUUACUGCUUGUGUUUGUUAUUAAAGUCACGUUUCAUUUUCACCCACUA